Molecule: messenger RNA, 405 nt
Organism: Rangifer tarandus platyrhynchus (Svalbard reindeer)
Lineage: Eukaryota; Metazoa; Chordata; Mammalia; Artiodactyla; Cervidae
Source: the annotation of a GenBank genome assembly
AUGGGGGAUCUCUGCCACGGGCCGCUGGUGUCCCAAGGACUGUCUUCCGACUCCCCGCGGGGUCUGGGAGGCGUGCUGGGCGACGAGCAGCUGGGGCCCGCGGACGACUCCACGAGGGGAGGGCGCGAAGGACUCGGCGACGACAGGACGAGCAUAUGGUACCUCGUGGUGAAGCCAGGGGACAGCGAGGACACCACGUGGGAAGAAGCUGACGGCGAGCCCCCUGAAUCCGGUGGUGACUGCCCUGUGGUCUCUCCCCAGGGAAGCGGGAAAUCCAAGGAGGGCGCUGGAGGUAGAACCGCCCAGGUGCUCGGCCUGGGGGUGGAGGGAAACUGCCCCUGCGGUGCCCCUGCUGAGGCGUCGCCUCUGCAGCCUGAGAGGCCGGGGGAGCCCGGCCCACCUUGA